AGUGUAUUUUUUAUUAUACAAUUAUUCCAUUUUUUAUUAGGUUUUUUUUUUUUUUUUUUUUUAAGUUGUCAUGUUUUUUUUUUUUUUUUUUUUUUUUUUUUGAAUGAAAGUUGUCAUGUUAGUGAUAGAAGUAGAACAAAGGAGGAACCAAUAAAGGAGAGAGAGAGAGAGAGCUGCAUAAGCAAGAAGAGAAAAGCAUCGUCAACCUCAACCACUUGGUCACACACUCACAGCUUUUAGAGAGAGAGAGAAAAGAAACCCAGCUUUUUAGAGAGAGAAAGAAAGGAAACCCAGCUUUUUCAUUUUCAAAAUUUGUAUGUUUGAAGAGAGAGAAAGAAAACUCCUCUGCCCCUAGAAAAUUGCAUUGAGAUAAGGACUUAUGCUAGUACUGGUAGUAAAUACACACACUCUCUCUCUUAUUCGCAGAUAUACAAAAUGACCUCUUCAUCCUUCUCUUCCUCCCUCCUCUCUGCAUUUUCACAGAGCCUCUCUUUAAUUUUCCACAAACUGUUCGACCUUUAAGGCCCCCCCUUCUCUGACUCUGACCCCCCCUCUCUCCUGCGGCUUCUCUAAUAGCCCAAUUCUCUUUUCUUGAUUUUAGAGAGCCAUCUCUCUCUCUCUAGCGCAGUGAAAUCGUUCGACGUUUACUCCUCUUGCUUCAAAGAAAUAUCGAUUUGAUAAAUCUCUCAUUUUUCACCUCUAAUAGAAGACGGGUCUGAGAAAAACUGUUCGACAUUUAACUCUGGUCACGUAUACGUCACUCGGUGGAACUUGUUAGAAGGGUUUGAAGGGUUGAGCUGGGUUAUGUGUGUAUGAGUGCGAAAGUAUCCUUAGAAGAUGCUUCGUGUUAAAGGAUUUAUAAUGGGUUGGUGACAGUGGACCUGUUUCAGUCUCUUCCGUUCGUUGUCUUCAACUCCAAGCCUUUUUGUUCUUUCUUAUUUGGUUUGAGUCUACCUCUGUAUCAAACAGUAAACAGUGGAACAGAGAGGAGCUAUUCCAAGUUGCUUUUAAAAAGAUUUAUAAGCUUUUAAGAAUAGUAAAUGCAUGGAUCGAAGGGAUCCUAUGGCGUUAUCUGGUUCUGCUGCUUACUAUGCUCAGAGAGGAAUAGGUGUCCCUGGUUCUGGAGCACAGCCUGAGCUUCAUGGAUCACCAGGCAUGCAUCAAUUGUCGAAUCCAAACGUGUCUUUUCAGUCGAAUAUGGGAGGCAGUAAUAUGGGAUCAACACUGCCUGCAGAACCACCUUCUGCUAUGUCCUCCCAUGGUGUCAAUGUGGGUGGUGGACAAGGUAUGAUGUCAUCAAGUGAGCAAAUUAAAAGGAAAAGAGGAAGGCCUCGGAAAUACGGACCUGAUGGAUCUGUAUCCUUGCAACUGUCUCCUUCUCCCGCUACCAAUCCUGGAAUGGCAUCACCAACCCAGAAGCGCAGCAGGGGACGCCCGAAAGGGACUGGGAAGAAGCAACAAUUAGCUUCUCUUGGUGAAUGGCUCUCCGGUUCUGCUGGGAUGGGUUUUACUCCACAUGUUAUCACUAUUGCAAUUGGAGAAGACAUUGCAACAAAAAUAAUGUCAUUUUCGCAGCAGGGGCCAAGAGCUUUGUGCAUUUUGUCAGCCAGUGGUGCUGUUUCUACUGUCUCUCUUCGUCAGCCUUCAUCAUCUGGUGGCACAGUCACAUAUGAGGGACGAUUCGAGAUAGUUUGUCUUACAGGCUCUUACUUGAUCACCGAUAGCAGUGGCUCUAGGAACAGAAGUGGAGGUCUUAGCGUAACUCUCGCCAACGCGGAAGGCCGUGUCAUUGGUGGCAGUAUUGGAGGAGCGCUCAUUGCUGCAAGCCCCGUCCAGGUAAUAGUGGGGAGCUUCAUAUGGGGUGGUUCAAAAAUAAAGAACAACAAAAGGCAGGAAGCAAUAGAGGGUCCGACAGAUUCGGUGGAUAACCCACUAGGCAUGCAAAAUCAAAACCAAAGUCUUACACCAACAUCGUCCGUGGGUGUGUGGCCAGCUUCUCGGUCAUUGGACAUGCGCAAUGCCCACAUGGACAUCGAUUUGAUGCGUGGGUAACAGUUGUUUUCUAUUAUUAAAUAAUAAUAAUAAUAAUGAUAUUAUUAUUUUGGAAUGCAACGUCGACAACAAGAGCAAUGUAUAUAUAAUCUUUCAGUUUUCUUGACUAGCUGAAUCUAUUUUUCUUGGAGAUAAAAACUGAUGACAAAUGACAGAAAGCCAGCUGCUGAUUCAAGAUUUCUAACUUCAUUUUGCCCAUCAUGAAUGGACAGCGGGGGAGAUCAUGUACUCAUAUUUUUCUAGCCUUUUUUUUUUUUUGAUGGAUGGAAUUUUCAAUUUGAUCAAAUUUCUUGAAUGUGUGUCGUUUUUUUUAGGUAAUUUCGUUUGAUUCUGUAGGAAAAAUUAAUGACCUGUCUCCUUCAUUCAUAUAUUAUUUUAAUUAUAAAGACAAUGAAAAACAUAAUUCAUGUAUGAUGCUUACAUGGAUGAAUGGAUGGACUUAUGAGCACUGCAAA
Cannabis sativa is the source of this 2507-nucleotide messenger RNA. RefSeq names its product AT-hook motif nuclear-localized protein 11. NCBI's taxonomy places the organism in Eukaryota, Viridiplantae, Streptophyta, Magnoliopsida, Rosales, Cannabaceae. Gene Ontology annotation, molecular function: minor groove of adenine-thymine-rich DNA binding. Bases 1045 to 2052 code for a protein of 335 amino acids. The record is from RefSeq and is a predicted model, not a curated record. The transcript is spliced from 7 exons.